Messenger RNA from Chlorella variabilis, 1314 nucleotides. RefSeq lists its product as hypothetical. The transcript is spliced from 8 exons. The record is from RefSeq and is a predicted model, not a curated record. Gene Ontology annotation, molecular function: ATP hydrolysis activity; ATP binding. Lineage: Eukaryota; Viridiplantae; Chlorophyta; Trebouxiophyceae; Chlorellales; Chlorellaceae. The annotation marks the transcript as partial. Gene Ontology annotation, cellular component: mitochondrial outer membrane.
CCAGCGCCUGGUGCAGCUGCUGAGAUGGCGGCACCUGCCGAGGGUGCCGCCGCCGCUGCCGACGCUUCCGCCGUCGUCGCGCUGGAGCGCAGCGGCAGCGUGGCGGCUGCCGGGGAGCCAGCAGCCGCUUCCGCACCGGCGCCGCCGCCUGGCGGCGCUGCGCCAGCUGCGCCGCGCGAGCAGCAGCCGGCAGCGGCAGCUGCGGCGGAGCAGCCCUGCGCCAUGCAGACUGACGAGCCCGAGGCCGCCGCUGCCGCGGCAGCGGCGCCUCCCAAUGCCAGCACAGCCGCGGUGGGGCCUGGCCCUGCUGGGGAUGGCGAUGGCACGGUGGCUGCGCCGGAGAAGGUUGUACCCCUCUGGACGCUGCGUGCGGCUUACAUCAUGGCGGCAGCGGAGGCCAUCCGAAACGUGCAGGCCGAGGCGGCGGCGGUACCGGAGAAGCACGCGCUGCGGGAUGUGGCGGUGGACCAGUAUGAGAAGCAGCUACUCAGCGAGAUCAUCCCUCCCGAGGAGAUUGCGGUCGGCUUUGACGACAUCGGCGCGCUGGAUGCGGUGAAGAGCACGCUGCACGAGGUCGUCAUCCUGCCGCUGCAGCGCCCGGAGCUGUUCACCCGCGGCUCCCUCACCAAGCCCACCAAGGGCGUGCUGCUGUUUGGGCCGCCCGGCACCGGCAAGACGAUGCUGGCCAAGGCUGUGGCCAGCGAGAGCGGGGCGCACUUCAUCAACUGCAACAUGUCGGCCAUCACCUCCAAGUGGUUUGGCGAGGGCGAGCGCCUCGUCAGGGCGCUCUUCGGCCUGGCCCACAAGCUGUCCCCCUCCGUCAUCUUUGUGGAUGAGAUAGACUCCUUCCUGUCCAAGCGGGGCCAGUCCAACAGCGAGCACGAGGCGCUGCGCAAGAUGAAGAAUGAGUUCAUGACGCACUGGGACGGCCUGCGCACCAAGCAGAGCGACCGCGUGCUGGUGCUGGCUGCCACCAACAGGCCCAUGGACUUGGAUGACGCGGUCAUCCGCCGCAUGCCGCGCCGCAUCUUUGUGCCGCUGCCCGACACGCCCAACCGCGAGCGCAUCCUGCAGGUGAUCCUCAAGGACGAAGAUCUGGACCCAUCGUUUGACUUCAGCGAGGCCGCCGCCCUGGCCGACGGCUACAGCGGCAGCGACCUCAAGAAUGUGUGCAUCGCCGCGGCCUACUGCCCCAUCCGGGAGUUUCUGGAGAAGGAGCGGGCGGCCAUGGCGGCGGAGAAGGCGGCGGCGGCGGCGGGAGGAGGAGCGGCUCGUGCCGGCGCCGGCUCGCAGGCGCGCGCCGCGGCUGCGGCU